Messenger RNA from Dichomitus squalens LYAD-421 SS1, 1029 nucleotides. Its product is annotated as Clavaminate synthase-like protein. Gene Ontology annotation, molecular function: dioxygenase activity. Lineage: Eukaryota; Fungi; Basidiomycota; Agaricomycetes; Polyporales; Polyporaceae. The record is from RefSeq and is a predicted model, not a curated record. The transcript has 10 exons. Bases 1 to 1029 code for a protein of 342 amino acids.
AUGGAUAUAUCAUCAAACGCAAAACCUAGGUCGCUUGUGUUGGCUGGCUUUCGUACGGCUAGCACAUUCGAAGACAUCCCGAUAAUCAACCUAGAGGACGCCAGGAACGAUGAUCCAGUUGUGCGGAGAGCGCUGGCUGACCAGAUACGAGAUGCUUGCAUCAAUGUGGGCUUCUUUUACGUUAAGAACCAUGGGAUACCAGAAGAUACCAUAUCCAAGGCAGUCGACGCGGCUAAGCGAUUUUUUGCUUUGCCACAGUCUAGAAAGACGGCACUGGACAUUCACAAGAGCCCGAACUUCAAGGGUUAUACGGCUCUGCUAGGGGAAAACACGAACCCAGAGAAUCGCGGUGAUCUUCAUGAGGGGUUCGAUAUCGGAUGGGAAGAGCUCACAGGGACUUCCCGUACCGAUGAUGGACUCAUGACUGGCGAGAACGUAUGGCCAGCAGACAUGCCUGGAUUCAGAGAAGCAGCACUCGAAUACUACCAUUCGGCUGUGCGAUUGGGACAAUCGCUCUUCCCCCUAUUCGCCCUCGCCCUCGACUUACCAGAAACAUUCUUCGACGAUAAGACGACCAAGCCAGCUGCGAUCAUGCGGUUGCUGUACUACCCGCCUCAGACCGGCCCUGUCGACGAUAGGCUUCAAGGUAUCGGCGCUCACACUGACUACGAGUGUUUCACGAUAUUGUGGCAACAAGACGACGUUCAAGCGCUCCAAGUACUGAAUGCGAACGGGAAAUGGGUAAAUGCUAUUCCCAUCCCUGGAACGCUUGUCGUGAACUUGGGUGACCAGUUUGCAAGAUGGACCAAUGAUGUGUUCAGGUCGACGGUUCAUCGGGCCAUCAACCGCUCCGGCGUCGAGAGAUUUUCCAUACCCCUGUUCUUCGGGACGGAUUACGACGUCAAGCUUGAGGCUUUACCAAGUUGUGUAUCCGAAGACUAUCCCCCCCAGUAUGAAGUGGUCACAGCUGGGGAAUAUGUCAAGUCGAGACUAGAGGCGACGUACACCCACUCGAAGGUGGAGCACUGA